UUAAUGUGGUGUGACUGCAUGCUGUAAUUACCUUGUUUUAGACAUUUAAAUCUCUCAAGACUGCAGGGAAUAAUGGGGAAGAAGGAUGCGAGCACUGCACGGUUGCCAGUCGAUCAGUACCGCAAGCAGAUUGGAAAGCAGGAUUAUAAAAAAACAAAGCCGGUUCUGCAAGCUACAAGGCUAAAGGCUGAGGCAAAACGAAGCGCUCCAGGAAUCAGGGAUAUCAUCCUGGUGAUCGUGGCAGUGCUGGUCUUCCUGCUGUGUGUUUACGCCUUCUUUUACCUCAACCUGAGUACUGAGCUGAACUUGGAUUCGGACAUGUAGUAAUAUUUUACCUUGGAAAGGUCAGAAUGGGUUGAGGUUGUGUUUCAAUCAAAAUAUUACACAUGACUCUAUUCUUUAACUUGAGAGUUGUCGUCACAGGUGAUGAUGCUGAUGAAAAUAAGAAAGACUUUAAAAUGUGUCAGAAACCACAUUUGUCUGUCUUUCCAAUAUACCAACCAUUUAUUAUUGCAUUCUUUUGGGCUUGAAGAUCCUGAGAUGUGUUUUUGUGGCUUCCAGGAUGAAUUGUCAAUACUGGCUGAAUACCAGUAAAUAGAAUUGGAUAAAAACCCAAUAAAUUGGUGAAUAUACCCAACAUAAUCCUUGUGGCCACCCCAAUGGCCACUUAAAUAACCAAAAAAUGAAUGCUGGUACUUGUAGUUUUGAAUUUCAGGUCAGUAACCAUUCCACGCUGUACUAUGUCAUACCACACUAACUGGGAAAUUGAUGUUAGAUCCUGUGUUUUCUUGAUAAGGCUCAUUACUUCCUUUGUCUUUUCUUUCUUGAGGUCCACUGUUUUGGCUUUUUUUUUAACCAGACAAUCAUGCCUCCUUUAUUCAGCUGCAUGCAGAUCUGCUGAUCAGAGCUCUGGAUAUUAAAGACAUAAACCCAAAUGCUGAUUGACAGUGUAUGUAAAAUCCUUAGUGUGUGUAGAAUGAUAAAGUGAUAAUUUCUGUUACACAUGCUGUCACGGUUAUUCUGUUUAGCAUUUUAAAUGCUGUUCAUGUCCAUGAAUUAAUAGCAAUAAAUGAUACCAAGAUUUGUCAUGAAGACCUCUAUGUACAGACCUCAGUUCUGGGAUGGAUGGGAGAGUAUCUGAAAUGCCAAUAAACACUACAAAAAGUAUGUGGACACCCCUCCUAAUAGUUGAGUUUGGGUGUUUCCACAUUCCUAUUGCUAAAAGGUAUAUAAACAAAUUAUAUUAAGUUAAUGCUUCUUUCAUACCCAACCAUGAUUGCAUCAUCAAAUUAGGGCUUUCAGUAUUUGCAUUUUACAUACUCUCCUAAUUUCUCUGUUUUAAGGUUUUAGGUGUUUGGUGAGCCAUGUGUAUUUGAACACAAUGAAAACCAGCAGUGUUUUCUUUCUUUCUUUUCUUUUUUUUAAAGCAAAUAAAAGCUUGACAACUUGAGAUUAAUUAGCAUUUUUUAUUUUCAUUGAUGUUUACAGGUUUAAACUGACUUGGUUUGUUCCAGGGAGUUUGUUAUGAAGGUUGUUGUUCAAAUGAAGAAAAUUUGUACUACAUUUAUUUUUAUUUGUAAAAUUGAUUCAGUAAAAUAAAAAAUAUGCAUUGUU
Trichomycterus rosablanca is the source of this 1614-nucleotide messenger RNA. RefSeq names its product triple QxxK/R motif containing (gene triqk). NCBI's taxonomy places the organism in Eukaryota, Metazoa, Chordata, Actinopteri, Siluriformes, Trichomycteridae. Bases 73 to 324 code for a protein of 83 amino acids. Gene Ontology annotation, cellular component: endoplasmic reticulum membrane. The record is from RefSeq and is a predicted model, not a curated record. The transcript is spliced from 4 exons.